Messenger RNA from Talaromyces amestolkiae, 2976 nucleotides. RefSeq lists its product as uncharacterized. Gene Ontology annotation, molecular function: transmembrane transporter activity. Lineage: Eukaryota; Fungi; Ascomycota; Eurotiomycetes; Eurotiales; Trichocomaceae. The record is from RefSeq and is a predicted model, not a curated record. The transcript has 13 exons. Bases 1 to 2976 code for a protein of 991 amino acids. Gene Ontology annotation, biological process: transmembrane transport.
AUGGCCGAUAUCAACGAAAAAGGGCCGCAGUCUUUGGACGCGACCAACGUCUUUGAUGACACCAAUGGGCACUUGAGCUGCGGGGACUCGUCACCAGACUGUUCGAAGGAAACCGUUCUAGUUGAGGACGAAAGAAACAAGUACCGGUCUAUCCAUGGCGUCAAAUGGUUUUUGGCCGUCCUGGCUAUUUUCUCGUCUGUUUUCCUUUUCGGGUUGGACACGACCGCAGUUGCGGAUAUUUCCCCUGCGAUGAUCAGUCGGUUUGGACAGCCUGAUUUGCUCCCCUGGUUGAGCUCGGGCUAUGCAUUGGGAGCCAUGAACAUUCUUCCUUGGGGCAAAUCAUUCGGUGUCUUCAAUUUGAAAUGGACAUAUAUCCUCACUGUUGCAUUGUUUGAGGUGGGAAGUGCCAUCUGUGGUGCGGCGCCGAAUAUGACGGCCUUGAUCAUUGGACGAGUAAUUGCUGGAGUUGGAGGGUCAGGCAUGUAUCUCGGUUGCAUCACAUAUCUCGCUAUGACGACCAGCCCUCGGGAAGGUCCGCAUUACAUCGGGCUAGUGGGGUUCGUCUGGGGCAUUGGGACAGUCCUGGGACCAAUUGUCGGCGGUGCAUUCGCGGAUAGCUCAGCAGGCUGGCGCUGGACCUUUUAUAUUAACCUCUUGAUCGCCGCCCUAUUUGCCCCCGUAUACUUCUUCUUGCUCCCUAAUAUCGACGCGCAGCCAACGGCGACUUUGAUCCAGAAGCAUAAGCAAGUGGACUGGGUGUCCAUUGUUUUUCUGAAUGGAUUCAUCACAUGUUUCGUCAUGGCCAUCAACUUCGGAGGAGCCGUGUAUGCGUGGAAUUCCGCUCGAGAAAUUGUUCUCUGGGUCAUGACGGCGGUUAUCUUUGUCGGAUUCCUCCUUGUGCAGUAUUUCCACCCGCUUGUAACGAAAGAACAAGUUCUCUUCCCUGGUCAUUUGCUGAAGCGCCCCCUCAUGCUCAAUUUGACCGUUCAAAUGUUUUUGUCAUCAGGCGUGCUCCAGGGUGCUAUUUACUACAUUCCCUUGUUCUUUGAAUUUGCAAAGUCGGAUGCAGCCCUCGAAGCCGCCGUGCGACUUCUACCGUACGUUUUCAUGCUUGUCGCUGGCUGUUUGAUCAACGCUGCUCUUAUGGUCCGAUUUGGAUACUAUAUGCCCUGGUACUUUGGCGGAGGAGCGCUCGUAGUAAUCAGCUCCGCAUUGAUGUGUACUGUCAAUGCGCAUACCUCCAACUCCACCGUCUACGGAUACACUGUGCUCAUGGGAAUUGGUGUCGGCUCCUACUGCCAGGCAAGUUACACUGUAUCUCAGCAGCUGGUACCAAUGACCGAGCUGACUAAUGUCAUUGGCUUGAUGAGUAUCUCGCAAUUCCUCGGCAUCCUAUUCUUCUUGGCUAUUAUGGGCACCUCCUACCAAAACCUUGUCAUCGAGAAGAUUCACAGUAUUCUGCCGAAUGCUAGCGAUAUCGAUGUCCGUCAAUUCAUCGCUGGAACCAGCUCCUCCCUCAGCGCUAGUCUGACAAGCGCCCAAUCAGCCGCUGUGGUAAAUGCAAUUGUAACGGCCAUGCGAUCGGUGUGGAUCUUGCUCGCUGUUGCAGGUGGCAUUUGUGUAAUUCUGUCUCUCUUCCUCGGGAGUCCUCUAGGAAUCGGCACCUGGAAUAUUGCCGCCAGGCACAAGACCGACCUCGAGUGCGAACUCCGUCGUGUCGCGCCUGUAGCGCGGCCAAGACAAAAUGCACAAGCUCACACCCAUCAUGCACCCGGUCUACCCAAACAAGGCAGCGCUGAUGAGCCCGUUUCCAUAGACUCAAUCAUUACUAAUAUAGACGACAGCAGUACAGGGAGCCUGGUGGCCAACCUAGACCAACUGGCGGAUGAUUUGAUUUGGGACGGACAGUCGAGUUCCACGGACUUUCUCAUAAUAGAUCCAAGCCACACUGUCCCCAAGAGCACGCAAGCUGCUACCCCGACGAUGACUACCGCACCGGUGGUAGACACUACUCCUGACUUAUUCAGCUUGCAAGGCUGGGACACGGAUCCAUCGGAGCUACUCGCUGCACUCACCGCGCCGCCAAAGGUCUCGCCUUUCGCUGAUGCAGCGUUUCUCACACGGUUACCUAUUGACGAUCCCAUCGCACAGCGGCACGCUACUUAUUUAAUUCAAAUUCUGCGACCUUUUCCGCAAAUGAUGGCCCGAAAAGCCAUAUUCCCACCCUUUAUCCAUCAAAACUGGCACCAUGGAGAUGGGACUAAAGCACAGAAGACAUUGCCCGAGCCGAUUGGUAACUGCAUGAGUAUCGCACAGAUUUUCGCUUCCAGGACACCUGAUACGAGAGCUUUUGUAUGGAAUGCUAUUAGGACUGAACAGCGGCGACUAAUGGUCCAGUCCGAAUCAUUCGGGCCGGAGGACUUGCUUGCCUCUAUACAAUGUUAUAUUAUUUAUAUUAUCAUGCGCGUAAUCGAUGACGCGGCAUAUCAUAGCGAGCAUGACCUCGAUAUGCUGCUGACCUUCGCAUCUUCCAGAACAAACACACCCCAGCCGGUGCUGGCCGGACUGGGUAUUCGCCGAAUCUCGGCGCAGGUGCGACGAUUCAUUUUCACCCCCUUAUUUCAACUACAGGCUGUCCUAACGAAAGUAAAUAUUAGAGUCGCAUGCAUCUGGUUCCUCAUCGGGCAAGUCGUAGUCACCAAAACGGGUAUACCUUGCGACACGUCGGAAGAAUACCAUUGUCUUCCCCUGCCGGGUGGUCGAUCCCUAUGGGAGUGUCGAACAAACCAAGGAUGGGAAGCGGAGUACAGCGCAACGCAGACAACUAUUCCUGGGAGACAGCUUACGUAUUUUGGGGACUUGAUGGAGGCUCAGAAGACGAACAGUGAUUCAAGCAUGAUUCAGAAGAUGGAUUCCUGGAAUGCAGAGGCUGAUACACUGGGAUUUAUGCUUACUCUAGCUACAGCAAUGGUCUAG